Branchiostoma floridae (Florida lancelet) is the source of this 2398-nucleotide messenger RNA. Its product is annotated as uronyl 2-sulfotransferase-like. Gene Ontology annotation, cellular component: membrane. The record is from RefSeq and is a predicted model, not a curated record. Gene Ontology annotation, molecular function: sulfotransferase activity. Bases 869 to 1876 code for a protein of 335 amino acids. NCBI's taxonomy places the organism in Eukaryota, Metazoa, Chordata, Leptocardii, Amphioxiformes, Branchiostomatidae. The transcript has 7 exons.
GAAUCUCCUAUUUUCACCAGAUUGGUGAAUAAAAACGUGAAUAAAAAAUAGUAACGUAACAACCGACGUUUCGGUGACCUUCUGUCACCUUCCUCAGGGCAUUCUGACUGGUUCAUCUUGCAAUGCAGCUAAAAAUGUCACUGCUUACUCUCUGAAGUGGGCUGUUAUGUUACACCGCUUGUGAAUAAAGAAUGCUAUUAUUUAGGAAGUUGUAUUGAUGCUCUAUCGCCAACCCCAUGUGUCAGAGCUGGCGCAGUGACCUUUCAACAAUUUGUCAGAUAUCUAGAGCGGAUAAACCUGUUUUAGACGCCAUUCAGGCAGAAGUACAUGUGCCUCGAUAUUGAACAAUGUAACCUGGUCUGUACAAUGAGGUCGACGUCAGUACAAUUACAGUACAACUUCUAGAUCAGCAAGGAAACCGUCUUCUGUCGUUCUGAGGUACGAGUGCUCCCACGAAAUGUUUCAAGCCAUCUCUGAUGAAUGUCACUUCUGUUAUUGUUCGUUAGUUGUUGCUUUUUGCCAUGGAAAGAAGAAAGGAUUUGCUAGAAUCAGCCGCUGAAAUGGUGGAUACAAAACCCGCCAUAAUGUGCCAUACCAUGUGCUGAGUGAUUUUGUAUCUUGAUUACUUAGUGAAACACUUUUGAUUCUUGACUGAUGGCGUGGUCAUGACCUGUGAAUCAGGUAUGAUACUUUGUAACUGAAUCCUGAAUGCUAUGAUAGGAUCGUCAAAUCAUUUACCUCAACAAACGCGCCACUCGCAAGGUCACAAUUAAGGUCACCAUCCAACUGUGUUUGCACAUGCAGACAGUCCUAGUACACAGGUCGCCGACGCCAGCCAGCUCUCUUACUUCGUUAGAAAAACAACAAGAUGGCAACAUUCCAGGUGGCCAGGCCUUUGCUCUCCUUCGUCGGCCUCUCGGUAGCGAUUGCGUUGUGGACGAUACCAUAUCUCCGUUACAACUUUAAGAUCGCUUCUGCACACAAAAAGUACGCAGCAGCGACACAAAAUUGGACUGGACAUGUCCAGGACCAGAAAACGUUGAACAUCUGGCCAUGCUUCAACCAUAACUACUCUAUGGCCAAACUCGUCUACAACAGAGUGCCAAAGUGCGGAAGUAACAGCGUCGUAACGAUCAUAAGAAAACUGAAAGACAGGAAUGGAUUCCACUUCUUUGAAGACAAAACAUAUACAGCAUAUACAGUGCUUCGCGGUAGAAACUUGAGUAACUUCGCACAGAUGAUCUAUAACUUCCCAACACCGUCUAUUUACGAGCGGCACAUCUUCUAUGUAGACUUUCAUCAGUUUGGGUUGCAGCAGCCCAUGUACAUCAACCUCGUCCGAGACCCUUUAGAACAGCGGAUAUCCGGGUAUUACUACAUGCGGUUUGGACGAGAUGGCCAAAACCUGACAGCCUGGCAAAAGCAAAGACGAACAGACAAACAGAAAGCACAGACAUUUGAUGACUGUGUUUUCUACAACACAUGGGAGUGCAAUGCCAAAGGCCCUCUAGUAUUUAUGAUGACCAAGUUCUUCUGUGGACACGAUGAUAUAUGCAUGCAGCCUACCCAGGCGGCAGUAGAAAAAGCCAAAGAGAAUAUCAGGAGGCACUACGCUGUGGUCGGGGUACUGGAGGAGUUCAGCAGCUUCCUGAAGGUCCUGGAGGUGGUCAUGCCGCAGUUCUUCCGCGGAGCUCACGACACAUGGAGGGAAAUUGGCUCGAAGCUGAUGAAAAUGCAGAAAACGUCGAACAAGAGACCUGCCUCUGAGAAGGCGCGGGAAGUCAUGAGAGAAAGAUUGCACCUGGAUUAUCAAGUAUAUGACUUUAUCAAGGAGAGAUUCCACAGGCAAAAAUCACAGCUGGGAAUCAAGGACUGAUGAAGAGAGGAAACUGUCAACUUAGUGCCAUCACAUGGUGUUCACCGAAAGCUCAGUGCGCUUCUGUUAAUAUGUUCCAAAUUGGAAUAUGAAAUAUUUCACGUAAGACUUCAUGGUAAAUCUCAAUGUAUUUCAAAGUUACCCACUCCAUUAGACGACUCGAUAUAUUGUUUUAGUUUAAGACAGGCGGCUAGAUUAAAUUCUAACACAAAAAGAAAACUAAUAUGUGUGUCAGUUUCGUCAGCUUCAUACAUUUACCCAAGGAGGUUUUACCUCCUUGAUUUGGCUUUCUUCUCUUUAAAGCUAGUAUUAUCAUCUCCUCCUUCUAGAUCAUAUAUAUUGACAAACCUCUUCCUAAGGAAGCUACUGUGACAUUUAUGCAUAAAAUGUUCAAAUAGUAUCAAAAUCUUUAUUAUCUGUCUCGCAUCACUGAUCUAACAUACACGUGUCACUAAUAAGAACAUGCCACCAUUUGCCACUCAAGUAUUAUGCAAUCUUAGUAAUAAAAAUGAACGAUUUGCA